AUGGAGGACUGGACUCCAAGCUCUUGGGCUACGAAACCCAUCAAGCAAGAUGUCGUCUAUGACGAUACGGAGGGAGUACAAGCAGCUCUGAACAAGCUCCAGAAGCUUCCCCCGCUUGUCACAACGCAGGAGAUUCUGAAUCUGAAAAAGAGCUUGCGAAAUGUUGCCUUGGGCAAAGCUUUUGUUCUGCAAGGAGGGGAUUGCGCCGAGCUGUUUGAUUACUGCAAUCAGGAUAUGGUAGAAGCGAAACUCAAAUUGCUUCUGCAGAUGAGCGCAAACAAACCUGUUGUGCGAAUCGCACGUAUAGCCGGGCAAUUUGCCAAGCCCCGAUCAAGCCCUAUGGAGGUGGUCAACGGCGUUGAGAUGCCCUCGUUCCGUGGUGACAACAUCAACGGCUUCGCUGCCACCGCAGAGUCUCGCAGGCCAGAUCCGUCACGGCUUGUCUCGGCGUACUUCCACUCCGCCGCCACGCUCAACUACAUGCGCGCCUCGCUCUCGUCUGGUCUUGCGGAUCUCCAUUCCCCACUGGACUGGGGACUCGGUCACGUCAUCACGCCCUCCAUCAAGGAGAAGUACGAGCGCAUAGUUAGCCGGGUCAAGGACGCGCUGCGCUUCAUGCACACUGUCGGAAUCGACACAGAUCGAGGCGUCGAGACCGUCGACAUCUUCACCAGCCACGAGGGUCUUCUCCUCGAAUACGAGCAGAGUCUCACCCGCCUCCUCCGCAACCCACAUACCACGACUCUCCAGCCCACCACAACCUCAACCUCCUCUACCUCUACGACUAGCACCCCCCUGCAAAGCUACUACGCCACCUCAGCACACUUCCUCUGGAUCGGCGACCGCACGCGCCAACUCGACGGCGCCCACGUCGAAUUCUUCCGCGGCAUCGCCAACCCCAUCGGCAUCAAGAUCGGCCCCAGCAUGACCCCCGACGACCUCGUCCGCCUCCUCGACGUCGUCAACCCCACCCGCGAAAUCGGCAAGGUAACCCUGAUCUCCCGCUACGGCGCCGCCAAGAUCGCCGAGCACCUCCCCGCCCACAUCGCCGCCGUCCAACGCUCCGGCCACCUCCCCGUCUGGCAAUGCGACCCCAUGCACGGCAACACGCAGACCACCCCGACCGGCGUGAAAACACGGCACUUCAGCGACAUCCUCUCCGAGCUGCGGCAGGCGCUCGAGAUCCACCGCUCCGCAGGCUCGUUCCUCGGCGGCAUGCACCUCGAGCUGACCGGCGAGGCUGUCACGGAGUGCGUCGGCGGCGCGGGCGGGCUGACCGAGGAAGGGCUGGGUGAGCGGUACACGACGUUCUGUGAUCCGCGCCUGAACGAGAAGCAGGCGCUGGAACUCGCGUUUCUGGUCGCGGGGUUCUACCGCGAGAUGGACGAUGCGGAGGGGAUGAACUCGAUCUAA
Molecule: messenger RNA, 1413 nt
Organism: Aspergillus thermomutatus
Lineage: Eukaryota; Fungi; Ascomycota; Eurotiomycetes; Eurotiales; Aspergillaceae
Gene: ARO8
Product: 3-deoxy-7-phosphoheptulonate synthase class II
Exons: 6
Coding region: 1-1413 (470 amino acids)
Biological process (GO): aromatic amino acid biosynthetic process
Molecular function (GO): 3-deoxy-7-phosphoheptulonate synthase activity
Source: RefSeq, a predicted model, not a curated record